Galeopterus variegatus (Sunda flying lemur) is the source of this 3974-nucleotide messenger RNA. RefSeq names its product SID1 transmembrane family, member 1 (gene SIDT1). Bases 64 to 2562 code for a protein of 832 amino acids. Gene Ontology annotation, cellular component: membrane. NCBI's taxonomy places the organism in Eukaryota, Metazoa, Chordata, Mammalia, Dermoptera, Cynocephalidae. The transcript is spliced from 26 exons. The record is from RefSeq and is a predicted model, not a curated record.
AGCUCCUGCACUCGCCCCCUCCCCAGCGUGGCUCUGCUUCGGGGCCGGGGCGCGGCGCCCACCAUGCACGGCUGCCCGCGGCUUGCGCUGCUCUGCGCGCUGCCCUGGCUCCUGCGGGCGGCGGCGCCCGGGCACCCCUCAAAGCCCCCGACUCAGACUCCCGCACCGCGCCGCGAGCCCAGCGACCCUGCCAGGGGCGCGGAUUUCGAUCACGUCUACAGCGGGGUGGUGAGCCCGAGCACCGAGAACAUCUACUCCUUCAACUACACCAGCCAGCCCGGCCAGGUGACCGCCGUGCGGGUGUACGUGAACAGUUCUUCUGAGAACCUUGACUACCCAGUCCUCGUUGUGGUUCGCCAGCAGAAAGAAGUGCUGUCCUGGCAGGUUCCUCUGCUCUUCCAAGGACUAUACCAGAGGAGCUACAACUACCAGGAAGUCAGCCGCACCUUGUGUCCCUCAGAAGCGACCAAUGAAACAGGACCCCUAGAGCAACUGAUAUUUGUAGAUGUGGCAUCCAUGGCACCACUGGGGGCCCAGUACAAGCUGCUGGUUACCAAGAUCAAGCACUUCCAGCUCCAGACAAAUGUUGCCUUUCACUUCACUGCCAGCCCCUCUCAACCUCAGUAUUUUCUAUACAAAUUUCCCAAAGAUGUGGACUCAGUUAUCAUUAAAGUGGUGUCUAAAAUUGCUUAUCCAUGUUCCGUUGUCUCAGUCCAGAAUAUCAUGUGCCCAGUGUAUGAUCUUGACCACAAUGUGGAAUUUAAUGGUGUCUAUCAGUCCAUGACUAAGAAAGCUGCCAUCACGCUACAGAAGAAGGAUUUUCCAGGCGAGCAGUUCUUUGUGGUGUUUGUGAUAAAGCCUGAAGAUUAUGCCUGUGGAGGAUCUUUCAGCACCCGAGAAAAGGAGAAUCAGACAUGGAAUCUUCAAAGAACAAAGAUCCUUAAAGUGACCAUUGUUCCUUCCAUUGAAGAAUCCGUUUACGUGAAAUCCAGCCUUUUCAGUGUCUUCGUCUUCUUGUCCUUCUACUUGGGAUGCCUGCUUGUUGUGUUAGUUCAUUAUCUGAGGUUUCAGAGAAAAUCCAUCAAUGGAAGCUUUGGUUCCAAUGACGGCUCUGGAAAUAUGGCGGUGUCACAUCCCAUUGCUGCCAGCACACCGGAAGGGAGCAGUUAUGGGGCAAUAGAUGAGUCAAGCUCCAGUCCUGGAAGGCAGAUGUCCUCCUCUGAUGGUGGGCAGCCAUGCCACUCAGACACAGACAGCUCCGUGGAGGAGAGUGACUUCGACACCAUGCCAGAUAUUGAGAGUGAUAAAAACAUCGUUCGGACCAAGAUGUUCCUUUACCUGUCAGAUCUGUCCAGGAAGGACCGGAGAAUUGUCAGCAAAAAAUAUAAGAUUUAUUUUUGGAAUAUCAUCACCAUCGCUGUGUUUUAUGCACUGCCUGUGAUUCAACUGGUCAUCACCUACCAGACAGUGGUAAAUGUCACUGGCAACCAAGACAUCUGUUACUACAACUUCCUCUGUGCUCACCCCUUGGGCGUCCUAAGUGCCUUCAACAACAUUCUCAGCAACCUGGGCCACGUGCUUCUGGGCUUCCUCUUCCUGCUGAUAGUCUGGCACCGGGACCUUCUCCAUCGAAGAGCACUGGAAGCCAAAGACAUCUUUGCUAUGGAGUACGGGAUUCCCAAACACUUUGGUCUCUUCUAUGCCAUGGGCAUCGCAUUGAUAAUGGAAGGGGUGCUCAGUGCUUGUUACCAUGUCUGCCCUAAUUACUCCAACUUCCAAUUCGACACCUCCUUCAUGUACAUGAUCGCGGGCCUCUGCAUGCUGAAGCUCUAUCAGACCCGCCACCCGGACAUCAACGCCAGCGCCUACUCCGCCUACGCCUCCUUCGCGCUGGUCAUCACGCUCACGGUCCUCGGAGUGGUGUUUGGAAAAAAUGAUGUGUGGUUCUGGGUCAUCUUCUCUGCAAUCCAUAUUCUGUCCUCUCUGGCCCUCAGCACCCAGAUCUACUACAUGGGUCGUUUCAAGAUAGAUGUGUCUGACACAGAUUUGGGGAUUUUCCGGCGAGCCGCUAUGGUGUUCUACACGGACUGUGUCCAGCAGUGUAGCCGGCCUCUGUAUAUGGAUAGAAUGGUGCUGCUUAUCGUGGGGAAUCUGGUUAACUGGUCCUUCGCCCUCUUCGGGUUGAUAUACCGCCCCAGGGACUUCGCUUCCUACAUGCUGGGGAUCUUCAUCUGCAACCUGCUGCUGUACCUGGCCUUCUACAUCAUCAUGAAGCUCCGCAGCUCCGAGAAGGUCCUUCCAGUGCCACUUUUCUGCAUCGUGGCCACCGCUGUGGUGUGGGCUGCCGCCCUAUAUUUUUUCUUCCAGAAUCUCAGCAGCUGGGAGGGAACCCCAGCUGAAUCCCGGGAGAAGAACCGCGAGUGCAUCCUGCUGGAUUUCUUUGAUGACCAUGACGUCUGGCACUUCCUCUCUGCUACUGCGCUGUUUUUCUCAUUCUUGGUUUUGUUAACUCUGGAUGACGACCUGGAUGUGGUUCGGAGAGACCAGAUCCCUGUUUUCUGAGCCUCCAGCAUGAAGAGGGGGACAGGAAGCAAUCAGUCUUGGUGCUGUUUCUUGAAAAAUACAGUGACUGCAGCAAACUAACCACUGCCAAAUGCUCCAGUCGCCCUCUGCAGGAUCAGCUGUGUUUUCACACAGGAAGAGGAGGAGCUGGGGGAGAUCUAAACCGACAAGAAGGGAGGUAGAAGGGAAGCCAUGCUGAGGAGCCAAGAAACAGCCAUCCCCUUCCAUUUACAGCUCUUUGGGUUAGAUGUGGACCAAAGCUGCAUUCAAGUGAACUCACUAUCUUGCAGCCCCUCCACUCUCACCUGAGAACUGCCAGCAAUGGAGAUGCUGCUGCGCUUAGCUGCCGCCAUUCCCAGAAAGGCCAGCAGCUUGGGUUUCCCAGCCAGAAACUUCGGCUUGGCCCCCUUGGCACCUCUGUGACACCCACUGAUCUAGAUGUCCCAAAGCAUCAGCUCAUGUGUCCAAGGUCCUGGGAGGACGUGAUUCCCCAGAGUAUGGGGGAGAGGUGACACAAGGCCCUGCCCAACUGGGAUAGACGUUCUAGUAGCACCAGCUGGUCACCUCCUUGGAAGGAAUGCUGGAUGCCAUUAGAAAGACUCAGGACUAGGCUUCUUAACAGGUACCUUCUUAACAGGUACCAUCACUGGGUCCAAGGCCUGGGUGCUUACCUAUCCCUCAGUGUCUUCAUCUCUGCUGUAUGUUGACCCCAUCACUCUGGCUCUAUCUUCUUGGAAAGGCCCUGUCAUUCCAUAGAUGUCUGGUCAGCUCUAGGGCAGAAGGGGAAAUGGGAAGAACUCUUCUAGCAGCAGGAGAAGUGAGAGAAAUGAUCAACAAUGCUAAGAGACUGUUCAUAUCAGCAGUAAGCAGACAGGCUUCUCUUAAGGGCUUGGGCUCCUGGAGCAAAUUCAGCAAAGUGAACAGUGUUUCCCUUGGCCCUCCAGUCAUACAGCUCAAUUCUGUGCCCACAUCACCUUGCGGAAGAAAUAACUGUUCUAACCAACUGUUCAAUACACUAGGGGUCCUCCACAACCGGGCCCCUCAUCUGCCACUUCAUGGAGAGCAGGGUUCCAGACUUUCUCCCUGAAAUUCUCAGAAGGAACGCUCAGGAUGGACACAUUUUCCUCUUCCUCUGUUGCAAGAGCAGAGCUAUUUUAGUAUUGUCUCUUGGUUGCACCUGACUCUCCUCUUCCAGUAAGGUGUUGAAAAGCUCAGUGUCCCAGUUCUACUCUCACACUGUCUGGCAACUCUGCCUCGGAGAAGUCCCGUGUUGACCAGUCUCCUUGUUGCCUGGCUUAUGAUAUAAUUAGAAAAUAUACAUACACAUGUGCGCACGCAUAUAUAUUUGCUAUGAAAUUGAAGUCACCUUUCACCUCUGCUUUCCUGAUCAUUCAUUAAAGAAAUUCUUUUUU